Molecule: messenger RNA, 2823 nt
Organism: Pochonia chlamydosporia 170
Lineage: Eukaryota; Fungi; Ascomycota; Sordariomycetes; Hypocreales; Clavicipitaceae
Product: pathway-specific nitrogen regulator
Exons: 1
Coding region: 1-2823 (940 amino acids)
Source: RefSeq, a predicted model, not a curated record
AUGCCACAACGAACUCAGCAUCAGGACCUCGACUUCGAGAUACACGUCGACCCAUCUUGUCUGAGCGAACCUUUGGAUGAGAAGCCAUCUACCAUGGAGCACGAGGAUGUUGUAGGCGUGAAGGAGCAAGCUGCCGAGGAGCAGGAUUCACACGGAAAUGCUGGGGGUGACGAUUCGAUUCCAGAUACUGAAACCUUGAAGGAGAGCGUGGAGAAAGCGGAAACCGACGAAGCUCCAGCUGAGAGUUCAGUGCCGGACACCCAAGAUUUACAGCCGACUGUGGAGGAAGUCGCUGACGAGCCUGAAGAGGAGUCGACCACACAUGGCAAUGUUUGCGAUGCGGAGGACGGCACUGAGUCACGAAGGGGUUCCGCCAUGUCAAAUGGUGAAGCUCUCGACGGUGAUAUCAAGCGGUGGCCGUCGAAGCGAACUGAAGCACUGAUUCAGGCUGCAGCCAGAGACAUUGUUAACCAUGUGGCUAGUCGCCCCCGAGAUUCCAUUCAGAGUGCCGCUUCGAUACCCGACGAGGAGGAAACCAGUUUUGUCACUGAAUCAUACACUGAGAGUCAUCGUCACUCGCUUGGGGGAGAAUCAGAAGCUGGUCAGAGCCACGUCUCCGAGGAGGAUCAUGCGCGACACACCGCUCCCACCGACGACGGUGGGGAUAGCAGCUCCCACCACGAACACGAGGACGAUGUGUUUAGUGACAACAGCCCUCGAAGCUCCAUGGGGUCAAUGUCUGAAGCAGAGAACAAGAAUGCCGGCAAGAUUUCGCCGCACAAGACUCGGUCUGCACGGAUCUCCGACAUUCCCCAAUCCGACAUGGACGAUGACUUUAUCCCCACCCUACGCGGCACACCCAGACCGGCUUUUAGAUCUCCAUCAUCGGUGAAGGCGAUGCAAAUGUCUUCGCCACCUGCAUCUGUCAAUGGGACUCCUCGGUCAAGUCGUCGAACACCAAUGUCGACCGUGUCGCGUCUUGGCUCACCAAGUGUUUCUGCCCAGUAUUCACCCAAAAAGACGCCACCUCGGUUUAAGAGAAACACACCGCCGCUGGUGCUGCUGCACGUCACUGUUCUACCUUCACGUUGGGCUUGGGGUCAUGUUCUGGACAAUGCUCAGCUAAGUGAAUUGAGUCCUGAGGCAAAGGCCCUUUGGGAGGCAUGGAAUCAGCUCCAAGAUCGGACUGGCGAUACUAUUUCGGAUCGCGGCAUUCUUCUACCUCAUCCUCAGAAUGACUACGAAGUCUUGGAAGAGCGACUUUUAGAGACUCUGGAGCUCCCCAUGCGGCGAAGAGCUCGGAUCUUGGAAUGUGGGCAUUACCUGGGACCGUCAAACGAGAUGUCUCUACCAGAGGAGAUUGAGAGCGAAGACGAAGACUACUCUGAUGCAGCUCGUUCACCUCGACAAAGCAUGACAGAGCAAAGUCACUGGUGCAAGACUUGCCAUUCCGACAUUAGGUAUGACUCGCUAGGGGAUGCCAAAGUUUAUCGCGUCAAGGUGUAUGCAAGCAAUGGCUUGAUGAGAGCUGGCGCCUGGGAAGCGUGCUGGAAGGAGAUGGAGCGCGUUGACGUCGAACUUGAGCCCAUUAUCGACUCAAAGCUUCAGGAAGAAUUGAGCCGCUUGUCCAUCGAGCAGGAGAGAGCCCUAGAGCUGGAAGAAGAAGCUGCUGCCGCCGCUGCUGCAGCAGUUGAUGAGGAGAUUCAACGACGGGAGGAGGCUGAGCAGGCUGAACAGGCCGAACAGGCUGAACAGGCCGAACAGGCCGAACAGGUCGAAGAAGCUGAGCAGUCAUAUAUGCCAGAACAAAUGGACGCUUCCGUUCAUACGGAGUCAUCUCCUCAGCCUGAUAUUCCCGUGGAGUCUAGCCCACCUUAUGAUGAUACCCGCCGAAUGAGAGAGGAAGAGAGAUUGAGGGAAAUUUAUGGUGCAAGUCCCCCAUCUCACCCAGAAUCUUCCUCAAUGCCGGAGCCACGGCACUCGGACUUUGAGACCCGGGAAACACCAGCCUCGCCAUCAGUGGAAGCCUUUGAGAGACGCGAAGAGCGACGGGAAAGCAGACAGCAUGCCUACAAGAGUGCUUCUCUGCCCGAGCUCAUCUUUGAAGCUGUCAAGGUACUCAUGCAGGAUCAGAAGAAUCUCUUGAUUGCGCUGCUGAGUCUUGUGGUGUUGGUGCUUGCCGUACGGGGCGGCUCGGCGCCAGAUGAGGCUCGCCUUCAGGCAGUGGUUCCCGAGUCUUUUGCUCCUGUUGCUCAAGUUCCCGAGGUUGCUGUUGAGAAACCCGUUGAACCUGUUAUGGACGUUCCAAAAAAUGUAAUCCCGGAACCCAUAGUUGAGGUAGCUAUUCAGGACCCUGUUGAAUCAGCAGCUGACACUCCGAAAGCUGUAGAGCCUGAGGUCACACAGAAACCGAUACAGGAACCACCGCAAGAGCCGAUAGAGGAACCGAUACAAGAACCAAUACAGGAACCAGUACAGGAAGCUGCCUACACAGAAGAGCAGCCGCGGUUUGCAACGACUGAAUCUGUGCAUGAGUCUGCUGCGACAGAGGCGGCUGACCCGUGCGUCCGCUGCUCGAGGGCAUUGGAGGACGCUGAGCUGUCAUUGAUGACUGCACCAGUCAGCACCAUUGAGAUUGUCAAGACGGUGACGGAGACAGCGGUUGAGACGGUUACGGUCCAAGCAUUACCAACCGAGGCAGCAAAGAGCUUUUUGGAUGUUGUUCAUAACGCCGAGGCUACGCACAUGGAGGCCGAAUUGGAGAGGAUACGGGAGAUGGAAGGACGUGUCGAACUUGAAGGGGGUCUGGAUGAGGCGAACUAG